This is a messenger RNA of Puccinia triticina, 4860 nucleotides long. RefSeq lists its product as uncharacterized. The transcript has 11 exons. Lineage: Eukaryota; Fungi; Basidiomycota; Pucciniomycetes; Pucciniales; Pucciniaceae. Bases 1 to 4860 code for a protein of 1619 amino acids. The record is from RefSeq and is a predicted model, not a curated record. Gene Ontology annotation, biological process: exocytosis; Golgi to plasma membrane transport. Gene Ontology annotation, cellular component: exocyst.
AUGUCGCGUGCGCGCGAUCUCCGAGCCUUCCAACAGCAGACACCACCCAAUGCCCAACCGAGUGAAUCAGCAAGGCCUCAGCAAGGUUUUCGAUCACCGGCUUCACUCACGUCUGCCCAUGACUUCCGAGAGCGAGAAGACCCAUCCCUGCCCCCUGGUUCGGCACCGCCCAUGAGACCACAACGCAGUGCUGCCCGACAACCUGGUAUCAUCGUCAGUAAUCCAUCCUCUGUCGCAAACUCAAGUGGAACCAAGCAUUCCUCACCAGCACCACCUCAAGGUGCCCCCUAUGAAGCUCGCUACCAACACACUCGUGGCCGUUCCGAUUCCUCUAACCGACUAGCUAGCACCAACCUUCCUCGCCCAACGCCUAGUGGGAGCAGCAACAAACUUUAUCAAGCCAUCAAUAGUCGACCGGACAUGGCACGUGCCCCCAAUUCAACUUCAAGAAUACCAGAAAAUGGGAAUGGUUACCUUGAUCGAAAUUAUCGAGCACGAGAUGACGGUUAUCCUUCUGAGCCUCGCAACCGUCUUUUGAAUGAUAAUGAGCAACGUCCAUCAACUGCUUCUUCCACUGGAUCAUUUGAUAACGAGGGAAACCGUGACUUAUUAUCAGCAAACGAUCUGAGAGAUGCCAAGAGGAUGCAUGGCGCCCGCAAUAUCAUCGAAGCCUUCUCAACUCAAGCUGAUAAACGAUCUAAUCAGAAAGCACGUACUGUUCGCAGUCCACCUCCCAUGGAUCAAUCCGAAUCUCGCAUGAUUCCCAGCAUGUUCCACGAUCAAUCAUAUCCCCGCACACCCGGCUUUGGAGAGAUCGAACGAGUACUCCAGAAAAUUAAGCUUUCCUGGGAUGCUACCGGAAUUGCCGGAUCCUCGAACCAGGAUGGACCAUUUGGAUACUCGGUUACUUCUUCUACUACCGUCCCCUUUUCAGCCGUUGGCCUAGCCUUAGACCUCCUAGACAGCGAGAAUCCGGAGCUCGCAAAGUCUGCGAGUAGAGCCAAGGAUAUGAUCAAUAAGAAGGGUGGCAUGGUACCUUCACUAUCAGCAUUUCUUCAACUCAAAGCCGAACUUGAGAAGGCCUUACAAUUGACGAUCCAGGGAAAUUACCGCCAAUUCGACGCAUCAGUCAAUUGUUACAAGCUUGCCAAAGUUAGUGUCGAUAGCAACUAUAAGAAGGUGGCUGAGCUCAAAUCGAAAUUGGUGGAAUGUAGGGCUACCUUAGGCAAUGGUAGCCCAUCAUCAGCCUUCAACAACGCCGUGGGUGGAAAAGGGACCGAAAUGAAAGUACUUCAAGCAAGAAGGGAGGUACUGCGGGAAAUGCUGAAACUGAUGGAUACCAUUGAACGGCUGAAGCAAGUGCCUGAAAGGCUCGAAGGCUUGAUAUCAUCCAAAAGUUUUCUAUCUGCAACUGUCCUCCUGGUAAGGUCCUUGAAGGUUAUUAACAAGCCCGAGCUAGCUGAAAUUGGUGGUUUGAGCGACUUACGGAGUUAUUUGGUCAAUCAAGAAUCUGUGAUGUUCGAGAUGUUGAUCGAAGAAUUGCACAAUCACCUGUACCUCAAAAACUACUUUUGCAACUCGAAGUGGCGGGCCUAUCGACCAGGUCAAGUUACCCUGCCAGUAAUUCAGACACCCGAUGAGUCAGCUACAGCCCCCUUUGGUUUCUCUUUUGACUCGGAUCCCACAGCCGCUCAUCCAUCAUCGUAUCAUGCUUCAGCGUCAUCUAGACAGCACAAAAACACGGAAAACUGCAAUGGGCCCUCUAGCCCAAUACCUUACCUGCGAAAUUACUUAAACGACCUCAUGACACAGCCACAAUCAAAUCCACUCGUAGAAGAAGCUGAUCUCUUUUUAGAGCUUUCUUCUACGUCUCUUCACUCUGAAAUGGGCACUGAACACGCCCGGAAGGUGUCCACAUCGACUGGUGGAAUGGCCGCCAACAAGCGAAGAAACCAGUCCGCCAAUCCUGAACUAGAUUCGUUCAAGUAUAUCGAGAGUUUGAUUGAAAGUUUCGCCGUUCUUGGAAAACUCAGUCUAGGUCUUGAUACCGUCCUUCAACGGGUUCCUGUCGAAGUUUAUACACUGGUCGAGAGUACUUUGAAUGAAGUUGAUGAAAGACACGAGAAUACGAAACGAUUCUUUCGAUCCUCAUCUACGAACAAAAACGCUUUGAAGAGCAACAUGAACAUGAUUGUCUUGAUGAUUACCACCAGUCAAGCAUCACCGCCUGGAAACCCAGAGCUGAAGUCCACGUCUAUUCGGGCAAAUCAACGGUUCUCUCUAUUCAAACUAAAUAAUAACGAGUUGAGGGAAUUAGAAUCGGUCAUUCACAUCCUUCAAGACUUUUUUUGGACACUUUAUUCUAAGUUUGACGCCACCUUACAGUCUUUCAGAGUCCUCCACGAGGUCUCCUUGCGGAUCAGUGAACGGAAGAGUUUCAAAGAAGAAGGCAUGGAAUCUAACUUGGUUUUGUUUUCAUUACUAGAGGUUUGGAAACCUAUCCAGAGUGAAUUGCUAGCGUUGAUCCAUGCGUAUUUGACGGAGUCGGGAGACGAUCAGUUUGCAAGUACAGACAAAAUGCAAGCAAACUCGAUCAAUAAAAGUUCUGCGACUACUUCCACCACUCGAAACCCGAUGGCAUCUAUCGCAGAGGUCCUGAAAAUCGGCCUUGGUGGAACCACUUCGACAAGUAAUGCGAAUACGGCCUGGAAAGAUUCGAACAAACAACUGUUCAAAUUCAAGGAUGCAGGUGCCAAGCAAACACAGAAGGAUUUCAAGGCACACGAGGCCAAUUUAUAUUCGGCUUUGAAGGUCUCCGUGCCUGGAUUGGUGCUCGAUUCAACAGCUUCAAAUCUCCAAGCAAAUGGCGCAGUGGUGUUGACAACCGGGGUGAUGAUGACCGAUGACAACUCGGGUGCACGUGGGAACAGUACUCAUAAGUUGCUAGUCCAGCCGGACGCAUUCCAUAUCGCCCACUUAUUCAAGCCGACCUUAGAGUUUCUGAAACGGGCCAAGGAAGUCUUGCCGAGUGGUGUGGUCAUGGUCUCAAAUGAUGACCCCUCACAUUCAUCUGCUCCCAUCUCUGGGGCUGAUGAAACCGGUCUCACUUCUAUCACGCGUGAGGAUUGGGACGAGAAUGCCCAGAUGAAUCUGGCCCAAUUCGGUGGAUUUUCGGGGUUCCUAGACGAGUUUGUUUUACACACUUUUCUACCUCAACUAGAGGAAAAAGUAAUUUAUAUGUUCGAACACUCGGUCAAUGCACCUGAUGCAUUUCAAGACGACACAUCUCAGCAACAUGAAACUAACGCGCCGGCCAUUAACUCAGUAUCAAACCGACAGAAGCAGAGUUCGCAUGUGCCCAUUGCCAAAUCACUUCGAGCUAUAGUGGCACUAAUUGAAUGUCUAGUCGGCUUGCUGCAAUCCACGUCAUUUCAUCAAGAGAAGUAUGGCCGACUGAUGAUCAGUAUCGUGGUGCAAUAUUAUCAAAAGUGUCUCGAACGCUUUAAAGAGUUGGUCGUUCGAGAAUCGACGGAAACUGCAGCAACAAUAGAUGAGACUAACCCUCACGCAAAUCUCAAGCUUGCAGCCGAUUGGGCUCAGAAACCAGAAAUCAUCAAGCAUUUGAACCUAUUGAAGUCUUCGACAGACAAAAACAGUACGAAAAAGCUACUGAAGAAGCUGUGCAAGAGAGAGGAACGAUGCCUGACGUCUCGAGCUGAUUUAGCGCCGAUUGAUUUAAUCCAGUCUUCUAAGAAAGUUGCCGCGUUGGCUCAUCUUUACAACACUCUACUAUCAUUUAUGUCUUUUAUUCGCCGACUGGGUAGUACAGUCAAACCAAUCCCAGAUGCAGAAGGGGAAUCCCGUCUCGAGAUUGACCAAUUGGAGGCCGAAUGGUCCAAAGAGUUCGGACCCUCAGCCAAGAAAGCAAGCUUUCAGAUGCCUUUGACCCAUUCAUUGAUGCGGCGAUUUCAAAUGGUCCACCGGUCAUUCUCUGCUUUGGCACAAACGAUCAUGUUCACGAUGCAUCUCGAACUUCGAUUGGAAACCUACUAUCACAUCCAGCAAACGUUUGUGCGAGGAAAUUACUUCUUGAGUCGCUCAGAUUCAAUCGAGCCGGAUGCGAAGAUCAUCGAACUCAACAGCCUGAUCAGCAGUUAUUCGGAAAGCUCGAUCCUCAAGAAUCUCGUGCGAACUGAAGAUCGAAGGUUCCCUUUUCUUGGCCUCGUCAACCUUAUUGACGAUCUAAUGAUAUCGAAUGUUAAGAAACUCUCGCUCGCCAACGAGAUCGGGUUUAAGAAGUUGGCCAAAAACGCGAUCGCUCUCCAACAAAAUAUGAAAUCGGUCCUGUUAAGUAACCGUCUCCUCUAUCCUCAAGAACCAUCAAACGAUCUUCAGAUGGAUUCGAAUAUUAUUUUGCCCAUCGAUGCAAAAUCAUCUCUCACGCUUGAUCUGAAUUUUGAGAGGUGCAGGAAGUUUUGGGAGAUUGCUUCCAAGGGUCCUCAGGCGGUGAUGGGAUCGAUCCGAAGGGGAGAUAACUACAAAUUCGAAGAAUAUCGACAACUGCUAGAGUUGCUCUGUCUGAACGACAGGAGCCCGGCGGCGGCCCGGACGUCAUCUGUGAUCGGCCACCAGCACGUGGAUGAAACCCAACGCAAUAGCACGCGACAGGAUGAUACCGAGUCGAGUAGCAGAGCUUCGCUGAAGUUCCCAGACGAUUUUCACGACCACACUAGCCCGUCAAUCGAGAAGCGUAAACGGAUCUACAACGAGUGUCUUAUUGAACUGCAUGCGCUGGGUUCUACCAACAAGCAGGCGAAUGCCCUUCGUGAUCAGACCGUCCAUUCUGAUCAUCCGGAAUAA